GCACUGGCUGCUCCUCAUCAGGACAUUUUCUCCGGGCUGUGGGGGUAUAACAGCGUUCUCUCCUGCAUUGCCAUCGGGGGGGUCUUCUAUGUGCUCACGUGGCAGACACAUCUCCUGGCUGUACUCUGUGCACUUUUCUGCGCUUACAUGACUGCAGCGGUGUCAAAGCUCAUGUCUGUGCUGGCGUUACCCGCUGGCACGUGGUCGUUCAGCCUCUCGACCCUCAUCUUCCUCCUCAUGUCCUCUGAGAUCCGGGCCGUGUGCAGACUGCCUCUCUCUGCGGUCUCUCACCCCGAGGAGAACAGGAGACGGCUAAAGGAGAACGAGAAAUCUGAGCAGAGUCGACAGGAGGAGAGGAGGGAGAACGGAGGAACACGAUGGUGGUGGGUCUGACCCCCAGUGUAUCUGUGUGAUCUUUAUUGGGAUCCCCAUUAGCACUAAAGCAUGAGCAUUGGCUAUUCUGGGG
Molecule: messenger RNA, 466 nt
Organism: Notothenia coriiceps (black rockcod)
Lineage: Eukaryota; Metazoa; Chordata; Actinopteri; Perciformes; Nototheniidae
Product: urea transporter 1-like
Exons: 3
Coding region: 148-393 (81 amino acids)
Biological process (GO): urea transmembrane transport
Cellular component (GO): membrane
Molecular function (GO): urea transmembrane transporter activity
Source: RefSeq, a predicted model, not a curated record